This is a messenger RNA of Procambarus clarkii (red swamp crayfish), 2296 nucleotides long. RefSeq lists its product as uncharacterized. Gene Ontology annotation, cellular component: nucleus. Gene Ontology annotation, biological process: regulation of transcription by RNA polymerase II; sex differentiation. Lineage: Eukaryota; Metazoa; Arthropoda; Malacostraca; Decapoda; Cambaridae. The record is from RefSeq and is a predicted model, not a curated record. Gene Ontology annotation, molecular function: DNA-binding transcription factor activity, RNA polymerase II-specific; RNA polymerase II cis-regulatory region sequence-specific DNA binding.
AUCCUGGAAAACAUAGAUUAAAUAAUGAUUUACAACAUGUUUUUACGAAGGGCAGACGGUAAAUCAUCACAAUAAUGUGCCUGAAAAUCACGCAACCAUUUACAAAGUGCUGUAAAUGUUUGAUAAAUUUCGUUUCAAUCUAUUCCAGCAUAUUUGAGGCAGUUGAUAGCGGAAAAAACUGAGAUGUUGAGUACCAUGACUCUAGCAGCAAAGCUCUUGAUACGGCGCCACACGGAAGACUUUGAGUAUAAAGAUAGAGGCUCACGGUACUGGGGGCGCUAUCUUAAGAUGGCUAACGGCUUGGUUAUCCCAAAGGCAACAAAGGAAUACAACACACAGUUCGAGGGCGAGAAGGGAGGCAGCAAGCGUCGCCAGCACUGUACCUACUGCAAGAACCAUGGCUUCCACUCCCGCAAGACCAACCACAAGUGUCAGUUCGAGACCUGCAAGUGCCUCUUGUGCGAGCUGACGCGCCUCAGUCGCCUCGUCAUGCGCCACCAGCAGCGCCUCUGGCGACACCUCAAGGACACCAAACGAAGAGAGGACGCUGCCGAGGCGUUGAGCGGCGGCGGCGGCAGCGUUGUUCCGGUCACUGGUGGCUCUGGUGGUGGUCCCGGUGGUGGUGGUGGUGGUGAUCCAGGCGUUGGUUCUCUAAUGGGUUCUGUAAUGGGUGGCCCUCCAGGACUGGGGGUCUCCAGUAAACAGCAGUGCGACAUGUGUCGGAACCACGGGGUGAUGGUGGAGAAGCGCGCCCACAAGAACGCCUGCCCCUACCAGACCUGCGUCUGCGCACUCUGUGGACUUACCAAGAAGCGGCGAGACAUAAUGAGACACCAGCAGCGAGUCAGAAGGUCCCAGGUAACGAGCCAACAACGGAACGAAGCCUACGACUACGUGAUGCAGACGACGGCCGAACUCGCUCAGCUCUCCAACGAUGGCCCGCCCGUCGUCAGAGUCACGCCCACCACCACCACCACGAAGCCCACGCCCAUGACCGCCCUCCCGCCGCCGCCCACACCAGAAGCCCCACCAGCCUGCAGUACCUACUCGCCCAUCAGCUGUUCACCUGACACCUUGACUACCAGCAGUCCGGACGCCAGGAACCACCUGAGGGAACCACCUCCUCUGGAAGUGUUGGAAAAUAGUCUGCCAUUGCCGCGCCUCGCCAAGCCCCUGGUGGCGUCGGAUCCCAGGAUGCCGGCGCCUCUGGGGCCAGGACUCCACUCCGACACCUCUCUUCUGGAUGCCGCGGACUACCAGGCCUCCCUAGACAACGCCACGGCAACCUGGAGGAACCUAAAGAGGGAGAGGCAGGAGAUGGACAGCAGAAGACCAAGACUUUUCAGUGAGGCGAGCCUCUUUAGGAACUUUGACUUUGUUCGGAGUAACAACAACCUGAUGGUGCGGGAUGAGGCCAUGAGGAACGUGGAGAGCAUCUGUGCCUACGACUCCGUCAGUAGGAUGGAGCUGGUGACGCACCACGACCCUCCCUUCGUGCCGUCACUGGUGGAGGGCGGCCUGCCCCGCACGGCGCCCACCAAGAAGACGCGCUUCACUCUCACCAACGAGGACUUGUACUACAACCACCGCUUCUGGGGUGCGAACCCCAUGGACACGGGCAUGAGCCUGGCCUCCAACGACCUGCAGCAGGUAAACUACCGCCGGAUGCCCACUAGUGGUUCUCCGGAGGUGAGGAUGAGGUCGCUGCCGGCGCUCAUACCGCUGCACCAGCAACAGCACCAGCCGCUGCGUCCCCAGCCACUAACGCCGCUGAGACACCCGACUUUCCCCCCCAGCAUGGAGUGGGACCCGGCCAACCUGCCGUACCUGGCGGCCUACUCCCUCCUGCAGACCAGCACCUACAACCCCUCCCUCCCCACCACCCCGUUUGGCCUGGGCAGGGUGGCGCCCUUCCUCCACCCGUCAGUACCCUAGUGCCACACCAACAACCCCCAUCCCCCACCAACUCUAAAUAAUGUUUAUAGUGACUCGUGGGGGAAGGGGGCGAGAGGGAAGAGAUCUGGUGGGAGUUCGCCGCGUUUAUCACAAAACCAAGGCCAGUACGGGAGCUCUCAAGAGUCUGGCGUUCCCGGCCGCCCCUUCUCCUGACUUGACCCUCACCAACCAUGGAGAGAGAGCACCCUCUCUGCGACUGGUGGCUCUAGUACUCUUAUUGUAGCUUCCACCCUACACUGGCUAGGGAAAGUCACAGUAAUUGAGCUCUCUUUCUCUCUCUCUCUCUCUCUCUCUCUCUCUCUCUCUCUCUCUCUCUCUCUCUCUCUCUCUCUCUCUCUCU